GUGAACUAUGCUGUCUAAUCAAAACUUGAUCGUGAGAGGUGAGGCAGGUAAAUCGCAAUUGCACUUUGUGUCCAUAAAAAUAAUGAAGUGUAUUCUCAUUGUGUUCGAAUCAUGUCGAUAGCGACACAAAUGCUGAUUAGCAUUACUGUAACACGAUAGACAGUCUCCAACCGCUCGCGUAACCGUCGAAAUGUAUUGUUUGCAAUGGUUGAUCCCUGUGCUGUUAAUUCCGAAGCCAGUCAACCCGGCAUUAGUGAAUACCCACGUGAUGUUCAUGGUGUUAUAUUUAAUAGGAUUUUUCCUCGAACGGAAGCCAUGUACGGUGUGCAGUGUCGUCUUCCUUGCUGCAGUGAUUCUCAUUUGUUAUAGCGGUAUCGGGAAUUGUUUAUUUUGGGCGAGUCAGUGUGAAGGAGAGAAGUAUGAUACCUAGAGCUGCCCACAAGCCUUCCAGAGUUACCUAUCUAACUGCUCAAAGUGCAACCAAGUGUUCCUGCCGCCUAUGGAUUGGCGGGAAAAUGAGGGGACGCAGCUGAACGCCAUGCGAUUCUAACAAAAUUUAAAAAAAGAAUGUAAAUAAUACAUUUUCUAAUUCACUUUUAAUUAUUGUUGUAUAUAAAAUAGGAUGAUAUCUAACGAAUCUUGUGCCGACAUGUACUUACUCAUUUCAAUGUUACAUUGGAUAAUUAAAUAUGUUAAUAUGAUUAUGUACAGUUAUUGUUAGCGACUACUAAUUAUUAUACCUAUUAUGUGAAAUAUAACUUGGGAAUACUGUA
This is a messenger RNA of Galleria mellonella (greater wax moth), 773 nucleotides long. RefSeq names its product bladder cancer-associated protein (gene bc10). The transcript has a single exon. NCBI's taxonomy places the organism in Eukaryota, Metazoa, Arthropoda, Insecta, Lepidoptera, Pyralidae. Bases 191 to 430 code for a protein of 79 amino acids. The record is from RefSeq and is a predicted model, not a curated record.